UUCCCCUACAUUGUUUUUUUAAUAUUUCAUUUAAAUUGCUUAAAAAAAUUAAGUCAAAAAUUGCCAAAAAUUAGGAAAUGAUUCAAUGAUUCCAUUUCGUUUUGAAAUUUUUAUAUGUUGUUGAUAUAUAAUUUAAUUUAAUUGCCAAAAAUUAGGAAAUGAUUCAAUGAUUCAAUGACAUUAACUGUUUUUUUACAGAAUUUAUAUAAUUUAUAAUUUAAUUAAUAAAUUUAAAAAUUAAUUUUUAAUUACAAAAAAAUAAAAAUUGAAAAAAAUUAAUGUGGUCGUAGGAAUGGAGCCAUCAAGGAGAGGGCAACCCCAAGAGCGUAAUAUUGGCUGGGAGCAUGGGAAGAUGCUCGGUGAACGUCACCAGUUUCAGUGCAAUUAUUGUCACAAGUGCUUCAAAGGAGGAGGAGUAACCAGAUUAAAGCAGCACUUAGCCGGUAAUUCUCGUGAGAUAUCUGCAUGCUCGGAGUGCCCACCGACGACCCGUCAGCUGAUGAGGAAAAACCUCGCUGAGAUCAAAGCAGCCAAGGAGAGGGCUGCCAAGCAGAAAGCGGAGGUGGAACGCCAAGCUGCAGAAGCACCUUCCUAUCACUUGAUGGAGUCACAGGAGGCCGAGGGUCCAGAUGAGGAGGAGGCACAGAUCCAGGCUGCCAUGCGGGCGAGUCUGGAUGAUCGAUGGCAGCAGGAGGAGGUGGCGAGGCAUCGGGCUCGAUUUGGGCCCUCGUUUUUUGAGUCGGGCGCCGGUUCUGGUGGAAGCAGACAAGAUCCAGAGUUUCAAAGGACAACAUCAGCCAGGGAGGGCGAGGGCAGAGGACGUAGCCGGAUUGCAUCUAUCCUGGGUGGUUUUGGUAGCCGAAAGAAGUCUUUCGGAGGGAUUCCACCAGGUGCGUCAAUCCAUGAUGUAGAUCCGCAUGCCUUCCCCAGAAGAGAUUCGAAGCCGCAAAGAGUAGACACAAUGUGGAAGAAGGAAAAGAAGAAGGAUAUGUGGCGAGCUAUUGGAUCCUGGUUCCACUUCAGCCACAUUCCAGCAAAUGCUGCAGACAAUACAUACUACAAGUCUGCCAUUUCUGCCAUACAGACUGCCGGUCCCGGUGUUGACCCUCCAGGUCCGAGGGACAUCUACGGUGAGCUUCUUGACAACAAUAAGGAAGAGCUAGAGAAUUGGAUUGGUUCAUAUAAAAGCAAGUGGCCCACAUAUGGGCUCACUCUGAUGUGUGAUGGUUGGACCGGUCCGACAAAGCGGGCCAUCAUCAACUUUCUGACAUACUGUGAUACGAAGACCUUCUUCCACAAGUCAGUUGAUGCUUCGGAUAAGGUGCACAACGCCUCAUACAUCCUCAGACUUAUGGAGGAGGUGAUUGAUCAGAUUGGAGAGGAGAAUAUCGUGCAGGUCGUCACUGAUAACGGACCGCAAUAUAAGUUGGCCGGGCAGGUCUUGAUGGAGCGGCGACCACAAAUUUUCUGGACCCCAUGUGCUGCACAUUGCAUCGACCUCAUCCUGAUGGAUAUUGGAAAGAUCCGUAGGGUGCAACAUACGGUGGAGAUAGCCCAACGCAUCACCAGGUAUAUUUAUAGCCAUACUUGGGUUCUUUCAUUAAUGAGAAGGUAUGCAGGGGGAGAAAUUCUUAGACCAGGAGUCACACGGUUUGCUACGAAUUACAUUGCACUUGAUAGCCUUAUCGAGAAGAAAGGAGCCCUACGUCAGAUGUUUGUUAGUCCCGAGUGGCAGGAAAGUAGAUAUGCCCAGGCCGGCACUGAAGGAAGCAGGAUGGAAGACUUGGUAAGCAGGCAGUCAUUCUGGCAGCGGGCCAAUGCGAUAGUCAAGGCUAUCAAACCAUUAUAUGAAGUGCUGCGGGCCGUGGAUAGCGAGAGGUAUCCCCAGAUGGGCUUUUUGUAUCACAUGAUGGAGAAGGCAAAGGCUCAGAUCAUGGAGGCAGAUGUAGCCCAUGCCCAGGAGUACAUCGACAUCAUUGAGCGGCGGUGGGGAGCCCAAAUGGGUAGGGAUUUGCAUCUAGCAGCAUACUAUCUGAAUCCCCGGUUUCAGUACGAGAGUGGAAUUGGUAUGGAUGAUGAACUUCUUCAUGCUUUGCGUAAUGUUAUUUAUAAGAUGGAGCCUGAUCCAGAAGUCGCCGCGUUAUGUAUAGAAGAGACCAAAUUAUUUAGAGAGGGUAGCCACAGCUUUGGACAACGACCAGCUGUCGUGAGCAAGACAACUAUGAAUCCAGCUGAAUGGUGGAUUCAUUUUGGCGGAUCCGCAAAAAAUCUUAAGCGGAUAGCUAUCCGGAUUCUCUCCCAAACGGUCUCCUCGACUGGCUGUGAGCGCAACUGGUCCACCUUCGGCCUCAUCCACAGCAAACAAAGAAACCGUUUGACACAAAAGCGCCUCAACGACUUAGUUUAUGUGCACUACAAUCUACGGUUGAGGCUAAAAUGCAUUCAAGAGGAAGUGGAGCUCAAGUAUGCAGAUCCCAUCUAUAGAACUUUUACAGAUGAUGAUGAUAAUCCUAUGCUCGACUGGCUUGCGGCCCAGCAGCAGGAGCCCGAGCUUGAUGAGCCGGGAUCACCUCCACGACCAGCCAGUAUCAUAGCCACCGAGGCUAUGGUCGAUCCACAGCAAUGGGCUGAGCGCAACAUUCCACGCACUCCUACAGCUGAUAUGACGUGGCUAGAGGGGAGCCAGUCACCGCAUGACUGGUCCGAUGCUCCGGUUCAGAGAGAUGAUCCUCUCAUGCGAGGACGAGGACGAGGACGCUCUACUACCCAGUCGACUCGAUCAGGAGGGCGUCAAUCCCAACAAACAAGAAAAGGAAAGGAAAGGGCCCCAAUGGAGAGUGUCGAGGAGACUUGGACCAGCAGCGAUGAAGAUUCUGGUGGUGAUGGAUCUACUAGCCAUGGAGGAAGUGGAGGACAGUAUGGUACUAGUUAUGAGACACAGCCGGAGGGAGGUUUUCGAUACACCGGUGAGUCUCAGUUUACACAUGCUACACAAGAUACGGACCACGGUAGGCCGUCUGAUAUAGGCCGGUCAGAUACCAUUGCAUAUCGAAGAAGAGCUCCUCGAGGUCGUUCAAGAGGCCAGGAUGCCGCUGCAGAUGACCUUCCAUAUGGAGUCGAAUCCAUUGAUGUAUCAAGUUCCGAGUCUUCCUAUUAUCCGCGGCCUCAGCCAGCCUAUGGAUAUGGUGCAUCAGAGUCAUCUUCCGGUAGCUACUAUCCUGCGCAGCCCGGAGGAUCUUACGGAUCGGAUUUUAGUGCCGGCAUAUUCGGAUGGGCCCCUUAUCAAGACACCUCUCAGAGCCAGAGCUUCAGCGAGAGAUCCGAGAGUUCUUAUGAUCCAACGCGCAUUCCUCGAGGAUUGAGCAUACAAGACUACAAUGCUGCUUGGUUAGAGGGAUGGGUUGAUCUGCCUCCAUAUUAUGCUGAUGAUCCAGAUAUUGACGAGAAGCAUCGCCAUUCGACCCGAUUUUAGAUAUUCGAGAGUGAUUUAAACGUAUGUAAUUGAUUGCAUCUUAAUUUGAAAAUUUUUUAUGUUCUUCAUCUCAUUAUUUGAAUCAUUUGGAAGUAAAAACAUCCAAAAAACU
Messenger RNA from Phoenix dactylifera (date palm), 3584 nucleotides. Lineage: Eukaryota; Viridiplantae; Streptophyta; Magnoliopsida; Arecales; Arecaceae. The record is from RefSeq and is a predicted model, not a curated record.